Molecule: messenger RNA, 1044 nt
Organism: Saccharomyces mikatae IFO 1815
Lineage: Eukaryota; Fungi; Ascomycota; Saccharomycetes; Saccharomycetales; Saccharomycetaceae
Gene: GPN2
Product: GTPase GPN2
Exons: 1
Coding region: 1-1044 (347 amino acids)
Cellular component (GO): cytoplasm
Molecular function (GO): GTPase activity
Source: RefSeq, a predicted model, not a curated record
AUGCCGUUUGCUCAGAUUGUUAUUGGCCCACCGGGUUCAGGCAAGUCCACUUAUUGUAACGGCUGCUCACAGUUCUUCAAUGCCAUUGGGAGACAUUCUCAGGUGGUGAACAUGGAUCCCGCUAAUGAUGCUUUGCCUUAUCCUUGUGCUGUGGAUAUCAGAGAUUUUAUAACGUUGGAAGAGAUUAUGCAAGAGCAACAGUUAGGCCCCAAUGGUGGUUUAAUGUAUGCAGUCGAAUCCUUGGAUAAGUCUAUUGAUUUGUUUUUAUUACAGAUCAAAUCGCUUGUAGAAGAAGAAAAAGCCUAUCUUGUAUUCGACUGUCCAGGCCAGGUCGAGUUAUUUACUCAUCACUCAUCCUUAUUCAAUAUAUUUAAGAAAAUGGAGAAAGAAUUGGACAUGAGGUUCUGUGUAAUAAACUUGAUUGACUGUUUUUACAUGACGUCACCCUCACAAUAUGUCUCAAUUUUACUGCUUGCACUAAGAUCCAUGUUGAUGAUGGAUCUGCCCCACAUAAAUGUUUUUUCUAAGAUAGAUAUGUUGAAAUCAUAUGGAGAACUACCAUUUAGACUAGAUUAUUAUACAGAGGUACAGGAUCUAGAUUAUUUGGAACCGUAUAUUGAAAAAGAAGGCUCUAGUGUAUUAGGAAAGAAAUACAAUAAGUUGACCGACGCAAUCAAAGAGCUUGUUUCUGAUUUUAACUUGGUUUCCUUUGAGGUUUUGUCCGUGGAUGACAAAGAAAGUAUGAUAAAUCUCCAGGGUGUGAUUGAUAAAGCAAAUGGCUACAUAUUUGGUGCGUCUGAGGUUGGUGGUGAUACAGUGUGGGCAGAGGCUUCUAGGGAAGGUGCUCUUUUAACAAGUUACGAUAUUCAAGAUAGGUGGAUAGAUAAUAAGGAAAAGUAUGACAAAGAAGAAGAAGAGAAACGUGUAAUCUUGUUAAAAGAGCAAGAGCUGCAAAAUAAAGCAGUUGACGUGAAUGAAGACGAUGAGUGGGAAAGUGCGCUCAAGGAAUGGGAAGAAAAACAAGGUAUGGAUUUUGUUAGAUAG